Molecule: messenger RNA, 3482 nt
Organism: Spizellomyces punctatus DAOM BR117
Lineage: Eukaryota; Fungi; Chytridiomycota; Chytridiomycetes; Spizellomycetales; Spizellomycetaceae
Exons: 13
Coding region: 70-3363 (1097 amino acids)
Biological process (GO): transcription by RNA polymerase III
Cellular component (GO): transcription factor TFIIIC complex
Molecular function (GO): protein binding
Source: RefSeq, a predicted model, not a curated record
CCUGGCACCACAGUGUAUUUUUUUUCUGUAUCGACAUAUGGCGAACAGCUUCUUGGGGAGUCUUGACUGAUGCAGUUACGGACACGGAGCGAAGCGAGCCAACCUACAUAUGCAAACGAGAGUCCAAAUGGAGAGCUCAACGGGAGCGAUCUGGCGAUUUUGAACGCGACGACCAACGCAACGCCAAUGGAGCACUAUACUACUGUCCAAGGUCUCAACACCGCUGACCAACCACAAGCGGUUGCAUCCUCUAAUAUCUUGGGCACCAGUACCCCGAGGGGGCGAGGCAGGGGCCGAGGCAGAGGGAGAGGUGCAAGUAGUGCUCAAAGAUCUAGAAAGGACGACACGGCCACUCUGGACAAUGACACUGGACUAGUGACGUUCUUAGCUACCGCCCCUAUCAGCAAUGCAGAAUUUCCACUUCAACAGCAGUCUGGCGGGCCCUCCACGACGACCCAAGUCAAAGAAAAGCGGGCACGGAAGCGAAAUGCUGACCAAGACGGGGACGAGUCAGACUUUGCAGUGUCCGACAUUUCAGAGCCUGAAGAGGACGGCGACUCUGAGGAAGACUAUGUCGAGGGCGACGAGGAUGAUGACGUGGUACAAUCAACGGCUCCCGUCCCUGCUCGUACCCCAAGAAGACGUCGGCGGGGAGAGGAUAGUCCAACUGUCGGCACGCCCACUGAUGCUAAUAGAACAGAGAACGCAGAAGAGGACUCGGCGGAUUAUUCAAACCAUCCUGGUUUACUUGAACUCCGGCUGAAGAUUACGGAAGCGCUGGAGAAGUAUGUGCUGGUGGAUUUGACCCAGUCUCUACUGGAGAUGAACAGGGCCAACGAACCGGCGAGUCAGACAUCUUCUCCUCGAGAGCGACGCGGUCGGCCGGCUAAAGGCGGAAAGCGGGGAAAGGCUGCUGACGAGUUAAUUGACACAGAGGCGAGAGACGGGUCUUCUGUGGACGUUAAUAUGCAAAAUGUGUUUAGCGUCGCGGCAGCUGCAGCGUCAUCGUCUGAAGCACCAGAUGAGAUCGCUGGCAUGAAACGCAAAGCAGGAGAAGAUACAUCUCAAAUACCCAAAAUCCCAAGAACGGAGCAAAGUGAGCUCAGCGGAGAGCCCAAGGUUUGGAAAAUCGAUAUGGAAGCAGGGCGCUAUAAAUGCUUCCUGCCUUUGUGCAAUAAAGACUUCCUUAAUGUCCAAGGUCUUAGAUAUCAUUCGACAAAGCACGUUCAUGAGGUUUUGGACUUUUUGAGUUGGGCGUAUCCACGAGAACAGACCACUGAAACGGGCAACUCAUCAGAGUCGAAGUCAACUAUCGUACACGAACCUGGUGUUGCCAUUCCUGCUACUAGUGAAACGUCUCAAACAAAUCCCGAACUUGACAAAUCGCGUAACUCCAUUCGCCCUGACAUUCUGGCAUUGUACGAUCAGUUACCAUUUGAUGCAUGGCCAUUGGCCAUCGAAGAGUACGAUGCUCUUAUUCCCGGCAUUGCCAAGCCUAGCAAAAAUACAUUCCUGAUUGGGUAUGGCAAAGAGCGCGAAGUUGCGGAACGACGACGGCUCAAGGCGUUGCAUGAUCAGCAAGUUAAGGAAGCCAAGCAGCGAGCUCGCGAAGAAAAGAAAAAGGGAAAAGACGAUGAGUCGAAGAAAAAUCCUCGUAGCAGUGCGCCGGGUACACCAAAGUCUACCCCUUCGAAGCCGAGACGACCAGUGGAUAGGAAUGCAAUGUCCAUAGUGCCGCUUCCGACUUUAGUUUCAGCAGAUGAAGAUGGAAAUGGUAGCUACACUGUUUCCGAUUGCGCACGCCCGAAGCUCGAGGAUUUUGAGGCUGUCCCAAUAGCUGAGGCGGUAUCAUACUUCCCGCUCCAAUCCACGUGUAUGGUGUCAAAUGGAAACGAAAGCACAUCCAAUUGGAGUCAACCUGUGAAUCUUUUUAGCUCAUGUGCAUUGCCGGACAUUGGUACCAAGAAACGCAGGCGGUUUGUACUCAGUGCUGGAGGUUCCAUAUGGGGUCUGGACUGGUGUCCAAUGCGAGGGGAAAAUGAUGGAAGCCAAUACCUGGCCGUUGCAGGCUACAAGAGCACGAUAGAUGAACAUCACGUCAUUGGCGUGCGUCAGCAGCCUGCUGGAGACAAUAUGAAGGGAUGUAUUCAGAUAUGGAAUUUGGGGAAUUUGAAUGAUGCAAAAAAGAAUGUUGGCGGAGAUCAACAACCUUCGCUGGCACUCUGUCUUUUGCAUGAAUUUGGAUGUGUUUUUGAUGUCAAGUGGGCACCAUGCGGAUUCUAUGAGAAGAAGGACCAGCAAACUAAUCCAGGCGAGAUACGGAGACUAGGCCUACUGGCAGCAACAUUCGGAGAUGGGAGCAUGCGGGUGUUUAAUAUACCCCAUCCGCAAGAAUUGAGCAUACGAUUUCAAGUAGAAAAUGGUCCGCUGUUCGUAAAAGCGAAAAAUCCACUGUUUGAGGUGUCACUGCCUGACACCAUGCUAUGGAAGGUCGCGUGGGGAGGAUGCGAUCUAAUCGCGACAGGAUGCACGAAUGGUAGUGUGGCCGUUUGGAGUUUGACCCAGGCUGUAGAUUCGCGUCAGCCGCAAGCGAAGCAGGGUGAUGUGGAUGAGCCUGAUCAUGAAGCGCAAGACCCUUUGCUCUAUUUUCCCGCCCACGACUCGUGUGUUCGGGAUCUAUGCUGGACAGGAUCUCGUUUGCACGCAUGCCCCGAAUCCAUUCCGACCACUCUCUUGACAACUGGCAAUGAUGGGCGGCUUCUUGUAAGAGAUAUUCGGGAUCCAUUGAUGGCAGGGACUCUGUACCGUAUUAGAGCCUUUAUGACGUGCACAACUUGGAUCCCUUCCAUAUCAGGACUGGUAUUCACUGAUUCAGAUAACGGCGCACGGUUUGUGAGACCGGGCGACGAAGAUCCUAAAGGGCGCUCAAGGGUUGAUGAUGACGAAAGUGGGGGGAUGCAUUUCGUGCAAAAGACAACCGGUAUUGCCAUGCACAGAGCGUGUAUUUGGAGCGCGGACGUGUCACCAUAUUUUGAUUUUCUGGCUACCGGCAGCGCGGAUGGGACUGUGAAGAUCUCCAAUCUCAAGCGAAUGAAUCAGCGCAGCUUUAAACCAACUCAAAUUAACCUAUACCGACUUGAAUGGGAUUUCCAAACGCAAGUAUUCAAAUUUGUGGAAAAUACGAAACCCGAGGAAUUGGCGCAAAUGGUUCCUAGAGGUAGCGAAAGCAUAUUGACAAUGUUUUACCCUCCCGAAGUGGCCAUUCAAAAGGUGGUCUGGAAUCCUAAUCGAUGUGCGGCAUCUUGGAUUGCCUCGGGUGGUACCGGUGGGAUUGUGAGGGUUGAGACGACUUUUGGAAUGUGAGAUGGAGUUGUGGGUUAGGAAUGGGAUGUGUUCACUGCAGCGUUUUGUACAGUAUUUAAAGACUACAGGAGAACUCUAAUGCACGGGGAUACCUUUUUUGUCAAACAUGAGCAAGCACA